AUGGCGUUUCGUAUGGCCUCGCGGCGCCUGCCGCUCGCGAAGCGACUCAUCCCCGGACUUGAGUCACCGCUCCAUCGCGGAUUUGCUUCGACUGCGUCCAACGCUCAAACCAAGAAAACUGCCUCUGUUCCAAACCCCGAUCCGGCCACCGAUUCGGCCACAAUGGCCUUCGUUCAAGACCGCGCACCCUACAUGGUCCCCACCUACGUGCGACCUGCGCCGAUGAUGGUGAAGGGACAAGGCUGUUAUUUGUGGGAUAUGGAGAACAGGCGGUAUUUGGAUAUGACUGCUGGUAUCGCUGUGAACUCCCUGGGACACUGCGAUCCCGAGAUUUCCAAGAUCAUUGCCGAGCAGGCCGAAACCCUAAUCCACGCCUCGAACCUCUACCACAAUGCUUGGACCGGUGCCCUUAGCAAGCUGCUGAUCGAGACCACUCGCGAGUCCGGCGCCAUGCGUGAUGCAUCCCAGGUCUUCAUCGCCAACUCCGGAACUGAGGCCAACGAGGCCGCCAUCAAGUUCGCCCGCAAGGUCGGUCGCUCUCGCGACCCCUCUGGCAACAAGCACGAGUUUGUUUCUUUCCACAAUUCCUUCCACGGCCGGACUAUGGGCGCCCUCUCCGCUACCCCCAACCCCAAAUACCAGACCCCUUUCUCUCCCAUGGUCCCCGGAUUCAAAUACGGAAACUACAAUGAUGUGGAGCAGCUGCAGAGUCUCAUCACGGAGAAGACCUGCGGUGUGAUUGUUGAGCCCAUCCAAGGUGAAGGUGGAGUUAACGUUGCGACUCCGGAAUUCCUUGUUGCCCUGCGCAAACGUUGCGACGAGGUCGGCGCUGUCCUGAUCUUUGACGAGAUUCAGUGCGGUCUCUCCCGUACUGGUACCCUCUGGGCUCACGCCCAUCCUUCUCUUGCCCCGGCAUCUGGCGAGGCCGCACACCCCGACAUCCUGACCACGGCGAAGGCCCUUGGUAACGGUGUCCCCAUCGGAGCCACCAUUGUCUCUGAAAAGGCGGUUACUCAGUUCAUCAAUCCCGGUGAUCACGGCACUACGUUUGGCGGCAACCCGUUGGUCUGCCGUGUCGCCCAUCACAUCGUUCAGCGCCUUGCUUCGUCAGAGCUCCAGAACUCGGUUGAGAUCAAGUCGGCUCAACUUGUCUCGGGCCUCCAGGAACUGCAGAAGCAAUACCCCGGGGUUAUCUCCGAGAUUCGUGGUCGGGGUCUCAUCCUGGGUGCUCAGCUCUCCAAAGAAUUCACCCCCAAGAUGGGUGACCUGAUCACUGCGGCCCGUGAACGGGGACUGCUGAUCAUCUCUGCCGGCGACGGUUGUCUCCGGUUCGUUCCUCCUCUGACCAUAACUGAGGACCAAAUCAAGUCUGGUCUUAAGAUCCUCGAGCAAGCAUUCGAAGCUGUUGCUUAA
Molecule: messenger RNA, 1413 nt
Organism: Aspergillus terreus NIH2624
Lineage: Eukaryota; Fungi; Ascomycota; Eurotiomycetes; Eurotiales; Aspergillaceae
Product: acetylornithine transaminase
Exons: 3
Coding region: 1-1413 (470 amino acids)
Biological process (GO): arginine metabolic process
Cellular component (GO): mitochondrial matrix
Molecular function (GO): identical protein binding; pyridoxal phosphate binding; transaminase activity
Source: RefSeq, a predicted model, not a curated record